AUGUCAACACCGACAGCACAGCGCUCAUGCCUGAGCUGCCGCGCUCGAAAGGUGCGAUGUGACCGAGUCUCACCUCAGUGUUCCCGAUGCAAGAAGCGAAGACUUGAGUGUGAGAUCCCUGAACCUCCGCCUCGGGUGCUUUGGCUGCGCCCACUGACGGGGCUCCACGAAGAGCCGGAUGAGGAGUUCCAUGCAAGACGAGAGCUUCUGUUUGGAAGACACCAUCAAGCACAGACUUCGGCCGAUUUGGCCUCGCUAACUGGCAAGAACUCUAUUGUGUCAAUUUUGGAAAAGCUUGACCAACAAAGCGAGAGUAUCUGCUUUGAUCAGGUCUUGUGCAAUGGACCUUUCCACGUAUUUCAACAUGCGGAGGUGCAACCUGUCCAGCUCGAUACCUUGUCGGAGAUUCUUGGUCCUGGGUUCUGGGACCCUUCAAUGACAGAUACCGACUCUUUGGCCCAGUAUAAUCCGCACCAGCUUAACCUGGAAACCCCGGAAUUCGUUAAUUUCGACGCAGAGUUGCGAACCCCAUCCCUGGACUUGACUGCGCUUAGCCCGUUGGAUUUUCCCUCCGCAGACACGCUCGCACCAUUGAGUCCACGAUCCAUAUUCCGUGGAGAAUCGCCAGCAGACCUAACCGAUUUCGCACUGUCUACAGCUAAAGAUCUACUUGGUCAUUACCGAGAGACCUUGGUCUCAUUCUUCACCCCCGCACGGGUCGCGUCGCAGUCCCCAUGGGAAACAAUGUACAUACCAAGUGUGUUCAGCACGGUGGGCGAGAUUGGACUGUCUGGGAAUAGCAGCAAUGCCAAAGUAUCUCUUCUGUUUGCGAUCUUUGCUAUCAGCGCGUUCAGCUUGGAUGGGCUUUCCCGCAGUACUGACGCGUCGGGGCGCCAAGACUGGCGCGCACUCGGUGAGAUGUAUCGUGAAAGGGCGAACAGGCGAUUGAAAAGGUCCCUGCAUGACUUGUCAUCUGUGAUCGGGAAAAAGCAAGAGAAAUACAAAGAUAUCCUCAUGGCUUUGCUAAGUAUGGUCACAAUUUGUGUGGUGAGUGGGAAUAUGGAAAAUGCAGGGCACUAUUUGAGAGACAUCGAGGAGAUUAUCAAUCUGUACGGUAUGCGAAAAGUUGCUCGCUCAUCCAAAGUGCGAAUGCUUCAUAGUAUUUACCUCUACCUCCGUGUAUUAACCGAGCGUGCAUGUGCCGACGACCGACGGUCAGAAUCAGGCAUGGUAGAGCUCCCAGCAGCCCUCUUAGACGAUUCUUCAAAUUCGCGGCUUACAAACUGGGAUCAAAUCCUUGGGUUCCCUUCGUCUGUGUCAAGUUCUGACGUUUCGGAUUUUGAUCGGAUCCCGAGGCAUAUCCCAUACAAGUCAGCAUUCGAGGAGAUAUACUCCGUACCACAAUCGUUGUUCAAGCUUAUUCUCCAAACAACACAACUGGCAACGCGGGUUCAAAAGCUGGAGAUUGCUGGAAGAUCAAAGGUCACUGAUCAUGAUGCACUCGCGGUCAAGGUCAAGGAGUUGGAAAACAACAUCUGCGAUUGGGAACAUCAAACGAGGGAUGAUCUGAAAUAUCAUCGCGCAGCAAAUACUCCCCAAAAAGAGGAGUUCCCUUAUCACCUUGUUCAGGCAGUACAAAAGGCACUGCUCAUCUACUUUUAUCGCUGCAUAAGAGAUGUCAACCCGGCUAUGGUACAGCUGUAUGUGCAGCAAACAAUCUAUCAUCUCCUUGAAUACGAUAGGCAAAAGCAGAAUUACGAAGAUCAGUCAUCCAAUACCUGCUGGCCUGGGUUCAUCGCGGGAUGCGAGGCACAGGAUCCUCAUCUCAGAGACCAGAUUGCCAGUUGGCUGGAUCGAUCUGGUCAGUCCACUGGUAUUCGCAUGUUUAUUGUGGCUCGCGAAGCUGUACAAAAGGUCUGGCAGGCUCGGAGCUACCCAGGUAUGGAAACUGUUCCUUGGAAUCGGUUUUGA
Messenger RNA from Penicillium arizonense, 1971 nucleotides. Its product is annotated as Zn(II)2Cys6 transcription factor. Bases 1 to 1971 code for a protein of 656 amino acids. NCBI's taxonomy places the organism in Eukaryota, Fungi, Ascomycota, Eurotiomycetes, Eurotiales, Aspergillaceae. Gene Ontology annotation, cellular component: nucleus. The transcript has 4 exons. Gene Ontology annotation, molecular function: transcription cis-regulatory region binding; DNA-binding transcription factor activity, RNA polymerase II-specific; zinc ion binding. The record is from RefSeq and is a predicted model, not a curated record. Gene Ontology annotation, biological process: positive regulation of transcription by RNA polymerase II.